Molecule: messenger RNA, 2436 nt
Organism: Stegodyphus dumicola
Lineage: Eukaryota; Metazoa; Arthropoda; Arachnida; Araneae; Eresidae
Source: RefSeq, a predicted model, not a curated record
CAGACGAUCUCCUCCAGCAUCACAAAUAGUAUUUCUUCCUUUGCUGUCGCUGAGGCCGCAAGCUCAGGUGUUCGCAGUUAUAAAUAAACUUGAAUCCUGGAUGGAGUGAAAUUCUGAAUGGAUUAAAGCUACAGCAUCAUAAGGAAAUACUCGUUUAAAGCACGCGCAUCAUCGUAUAUUAUUAUUGCAUUUAUUCUUUUCUGAUAAAAGAAGAAUGUUGGCAAGUGUGAGCAUUCUUUCACAUGCAUGCAAAGUGUGCAUACUCAGUAGCUGCGUGUUGCCUAUUGAAAUGAUAAGUAAGAAAAAUCUUUAUUUUGGAUGCUAAUAUUGUAAGUUUUAUGUGAAAUAUUUGUUGGAAAGUUUUCGAAUAGAAAUGUUUGUGAAAUUUUAUACAUGAAAAUACGUGACAAUAAUUUAGUAGCACGGUUUCUAGAAAGUUCGUUUGGCUCCUCAUAACCCAAAGUGCAUCAAGUUGUUCGUAAAGAUAAUUUUAACUUGGUAAAUAAGUAAGUGUUAGCUUACCUUUGCAACAUUUACCAUCAAGAAGAAAAAUAACAUACGGAUUUGUAUUAUUUGAAGAACUUGUGUUUUUUUUUUAUAUAGAAGCUUUAAAUUAAUAUCUGAUUGUAAGAGCAGUAAAAGGAAGAAAACAAAACUAACUUAUUUAUAACUGUAAUGUGUGUUUAGGGCUUUUAACUAGAUUUCUAAAAAAUAAUAUCGUUUGCAUUUUCGAAAGAGAAAUUAAGAACGAUUACUAAUGAUAAUUGUUGCCUAACAUAUUUCUAUGCAAAGAAGUAAGCUUAAUAAAUUUUCUCUAUGCAAAAUAAAAAUUAUUUUUGAAAACAGUAAUAUAUUUUAUUAGAAUUAAGUUUAUAGAUUAUUCUUUAUCAAACCAGUUUUAUUUAAGUAAGUUUUGGAAGUAACAUAAAAUUAGGCGAGUUUCAUAAUUGUUAGGAAUUCGAAAAUAAAUAACCGUACAUCUUUCAUUAUUUAAUUGUAUUAGUGUGUCAAAACAAAACGAGAACAAGUUUUAGAAGUUGAAAAUGUUUUCUUAAUAAUUUCAGAACAUAAAAUUUCUUUAAUGUAAAUAACUGAACUUUAAAAAAAAAGAUUUGUUAUUAAAAGCAUAUAACUUUGUUUUCAUUCAUUGUUAAAAAAAGCGUUCAUACGAAUAUAAAUAAAAUGAUCAAAUUGUUAAAUUUUUAUCAGGAAAUUAAGAUGAUAGAAUUUUGCAGUUCUGUAAGAAAAGCAAUGAAUUAUAAAUCUGACAAUAACAUAUAAUUCAGAAAAUUAUUAUAUAUAAAAAUCUGAAUUAAAUAAAAUGUGCGCUAAUGGGAAAAUAAGCAUGAACUUCAUACUAAUGCAAAAAGAUAGAUUAUAACAAAAAUUUAGCAUUUAUAUUCAUCUUACAUAUUUUGUAGUAAGUUAUACUAAAGAACUGAAGAUAAAUAAGACAGAGAGAAGCAAAAAUCAUAUGCGAUAUCUAUUUUACAAGUGGGAACAAAAAGAAAUUUUUAUUGCCUGCACUCAUCUGUGCGUUUGUUUUAAAUUUUAAACAGAUACUUUGUAUGUAAAAGACAUUAUUUGUGGAAAGCUUAAUAUACUGAUACAGAAACAAGACAGUGACUUUGUCAAUAGUUAAAUUCCUUGCAAAUUUUUUUAAAAACCAAGGAAAAAAAAGAUUUAAAGAAUUUUAAAUUUGAAAAUACAUAAAUGCAUUUUAUUAGGAAAUUUAAAAGUGAUAAAGAACUGCUUUUAUAAAACUAUAUUUUAUAGUAGUGUUAACUUUUUGAGUUUCAUAAACACUUUCCAUAUAAAAAUUUAUAUUACUUAAAAAGUAUAAGAAUGGCAAACCAGGAAUCUUCACCAAAACUUCUUAUCGAUGGUCAGCAGACUUUUGUUGCUUCAGAAUCACUGACUAACGAAGCUGAAACCUCGCUUACAGAGCGAUGUGGGUAUUGCAACAAACCCAAGAGACCAGAAAAAUCUCAAUCAUCGCCAGAAAACACGCAUUUAUGUCAGUGCCCCAGCGCUUCCGAAUCUACUGAUCCAAACAUCCGAUUGGGAACAGUUCCCUCAAGCGCUUUUCGCAGAUCACCAUCACCGCGACCCUCUCUUGUGCCAUCACCUGGACGCUCGAAUGCAACCCUUGGAAUACAAAGUGAUGGUGGGAAAGUAGAAAUUGUGAGCAUUCGUGAGAAGCACGGUUUUUUCCGGAAGGCAAUACCACAUAUGCCAUUGCCAUUGGCUGUGUUCUUAUGCUUGCUGAACGUUUUGCUUCCUGGCACUGGUGUUAUUUUAAAUCUGAUAAUGGAUAACUGCUUUUGCCUAGAAACUUUUUUUUUGUGCACCUCGUAGCAUUUCAAAUUCAAUUUUAUUUUGUCCUCCAGUGGAGCAUUUUGUUUUACAUCAGUUUCUGUCAGUUUUGAGAAUGCC